Messenger RNA from Prorocentrum cordatum, 411 nucleotides. The record is from the annotation of a GenBank genome assembly. Lineage: Eukaryota; Dinophyceae; Prorocentrales; Prorocentraceae.
GCGGGGGGCAGCCUGCUCGACAGGAGGCGGCGCAGCGCCGCGGGCACAGCCAGGGCUCCGGGCUGGCCCUCGGCGCCUGGUGGUGGCUCAUGGCCGGGAUCGCCGCCGCGGCCGUUGCGUUCACGGGAAUUGUUGGCGUUCGGCCUGAGGCCGCCCCGAGCGCCCCCCCCCGGGAGGUCGCCGUGAGUGCCACGCCGUCCUCGUCACCGCUGCCUGCAGGAUGCCCUUUGAGCCUGGACCGAGCCCGAGCGGCGUCGCUUGCGCGACGCGUCGGCCCGCGGGACGCACGGCCAGGCUCGCGUGAGACUCGGCUGCCGGGCGGCGCAACGGGCCACGACGCCCCGGGCGGGGAUGCCGCGGCGCAGCCGUGCAUGGACGUGUCGGGGGCGUCCAACCCCAGACCCCCUCGAG